AUGUUCUCAUUAAACCAAAGGUUCCAACAUGUAUCGAGCCUUGCGCUAUCGUGCAGUUUCCUUGUGAUUGCAUUGAUUGCUGCAACUUCGUGGCUCCAGUUAGUUAAAGACAAUGUGUUUGAAUUAGAAUCGCAGCUAUCCCAUAUACGGUCCGCAACAAGAUUUGCUAAGCAGAAGCGUUAUGGCGGUUCUGCUGUAAAUCCAACAGAGGUUUCGAAAAUUCGUUUCAAUGCCGACUUUGACUUCUCACGUCUUUUCAAUUGGAAUACCAAGCAAGUAUUCGCAUACGUUACAGCCGAAUAUGAAGGCGAUGAAAACCCUCACACCAUGAAUGAAAUCACAAUCUGGGAUAAAAUUAUUCCAAGUCGUGAUAAUGCCACAUUCACUUUAUCAGACAUAGAUGCCAAGUAUCAAUUGUGGGAUCUUGAAUCUAAGAUAACUGAAAGGCCCUUAACUUUCAAGUUGCAUUGGAAUAUUCAACCUUGGUUCGGAUUUCUAAUAAAUGGCGAAACCACUGGUUCCAAGACCAUCGAAUUGAAGAAACCAGUUGACAAACAAAAAGGUAAAUAA
Molecule: messenger RNA, 570 nt
Organism: Kluyveromyces lactis
Lineage: Eukaryota; Fungi; Ascomycota; Saccharomycetes; Saccharomycetales; Saccharomycetaceae
Gene: SPC3
Product: signal peptidase complex subunit SPC3
Exons: 1
Coding region: 1-570 (189 amino acids)
Biological process (GO): protein targeting to ER
Cellular component (GO): membrane; signal peptidase complex
Source: RefSeq, a predicted model, not a curated record